This is a messenger RNA of Linnemannia hyalina, 1902 nucleotides long. Lineage: Eukaryota; Fungi; Mortierellomycota; Mortierellomycetes; Mortierellales; Mortierellaceae. The record is from the annotation of a GenBank genome assembly.
AUGACCGACAACCGUUUGAAUCUGUUCUGUCUUGUUGAUGGGGAGGCUACACCAUUUUCUAUCGAAGUCGACCGAACAAAGACCGUCGAUCACCUCAAGGACCUCAUCAAGGCAAAAAAGGCCAACGCUUACAGCGAUGUCGAUGCAGACGUGCUUACGUUAUGGCGUGUCUCGAUUCCAAUUGAUCCGCCUAACAAGCGCAAACCAAUCGUCCUUACCGAGGUCCAGUCAGCAGCAGAGCUUGACCCAACAGACGAUGUUUCCGAUGUCUUUGAAGGAACGCCACCCAAGAAAACAAUCCACCUCAUCGUGCAACGACCCUCACCAGUCCAUGCACCCGUUCCUGCUCGAGCCUGUACUCCUCUCUCGGUUGAUUCACAUCCUGGUACACCGCUGUCGGACGAGAAAUGGCAAGAACUUAUUUCAAAGAUUGAGGACGAGUUCUUCGCACCUGCUUCGGCCGACUACACGGGCCUCGUCCAGUUCGUCACAGAUGAAUCGUCUGAGACACAGGACCCUCCCAGCAUUGCCAACAAGGCGCUCGAGAAGGUUCAUGGACGAACGAUUCCCUUUUUACCACUCUUUGGCGUUUCUGAGUGUGGGAAAACGAGGGCGGUGAUCGAGAUGCUCUUCAAGAACUGGGGCUUCUACUUCAAUGGAAGCAUCGCGGAUUGGGGUUCCCAGGAUCUUGUCCGCUUUCAUGACUUGGUCCAACAAAGGAAGCGGUAUCGGAAUCGUGACUUCGAGAGCAACACCCAUGUUCACAUCCUGGCGCUGACUCUUGUUCUUAGUCGUAGCAUUGGCUUAAAGAUCCUUCUGGUGAUUGACGAGGCGCAAAAUCUCGGCAAGAUGGACUUUGGAACGUUUAUCUCACAACAAAUAUCCUCGGAAUCUGAGGGUCAAGACUACUUACGACCGAUCCUCUCCCCCUUGGUUCACGGGUUCUACCAGAUCGCUGCCGACCACAGGCCGUUUUGCGUAGUAACUCGUGGGACCGGCCUCAACAUUCUCGAUAUGAAUUGGCUCGAAGACUCGGCUGCUGUCCCCAAAGGUUACAACAAGCAGCUUGGUCCAUUCACCGAUUUCCAAGGCUGGGAAUCGCUUGAACAAGUCCAGAACUAUCUAGCUCUUGUGCGUAGCUCGUUGCCCGAUGAGUCGGCCAGAGGAACUUUCGACAUUCGUGUGUCGGGGGAAGCGGUGUCUGAGCUCUUCGCAUGCUUGCGUGGUCGUUUUAGGCCCAUUGUUACAGCUAUUGAGAGCAUGAUAUGUGCCAGGAACGGUCACAGUGAUUGGAAGAAGACGAUCCAGGACACGGAAGAGGCGCUGACAUCGACCGAUCGCCAAUCUCACGGCAAAGGCAACAUCCCCUACGACAUCGAUCGAAUGCUCCGCCAAGUCGCGCUACAUCCAUCACGGUACGCAAAGUAUCAAAAUAUCAGGACCGUCCUUCAACUCUUUGUGCUGGAACAUUACCUGCAUAGGAGCCCCGUGGCUCUUCAUGAGCUGGAGGCGCCUUUAGAGGAGGCCUCUGUUGGACGAAUCUUGGGUGUUACUGGCCAACCAAUAGCCACAGUUCUGGAUGAGCCGUUUGCAUUGCGUGCUGAGGUGAACUACUUUCGCAAGGAUGACCCCGACUUUCAUAGCGCGAUCUGCAGCUUGUUCAGCCUGUCACCAAAAGCCUCCGUCCUUGGGUCCACAUGGGAGAUGGCGGUUAUGCCUAGCCUGGUUCACGUUUUCCACAACAAAGUCCUGUCUGAGACGUCUCUGGUCCCCUUGGGAGACGGUACGCUGCGACAACGGCCUUUUGAGCAGCAGAGCCACGAUUGUCGGUUUGGAGGAGCAUAUGCUUGGGACCGACCAUCGCAGUAUGUCGCUGAGCGAGGUUUUGAAGGCCCACGUUGA